GUUUAUGUCAAUAAUACGUGUUAUCUUUAUCAGAAAACGUCUAAUCUUCGCGAUACUGCUAAAUAUGAAUACUGGUAUGGAAUAUAAAGUGAUUGCAUUCCUUUUAUUUCUGUUUAAUAUAAGUGAUCUAUACAUGACAGAGGCAAGUUUAACGUGGAAUAUGGCUGAAUUGAAAUGUAAAUACCAAAACAAGACUCUACCAAGCAAAGUAGAUAUAAACAGUUAUAAUUUCGAGGCAUUCGAAUUCAGCAGUGUUUGGUCGUCCUUAAGAGGCCCAUUCACUCCUUGGAUAACAAGUAAAGGUUGCUACAGGAAGUCUCAACAGUUCGUAUGGCCUUUUAUACAGCAUUCCAUACCAAUAAAUACAGUUGGAAAUUGUUAUCAACUAUGCCAAUCAAAAGACAUGUAUGAAGGAGGAUGCAAAUCAAGGAAUAUUUUCUAUUUUGGAUUAAUGUCGGAAAUAUGCAUCUGUAUCUGCAACGUGGUACCUUUUUACUUUUUGACUGAUAGCCAAAACUGUAAUAUACCAUGCCUUUCUUCAAUUGAAAACGGAUAUUGUGGCGGAAGCAAUUUUAUAAGUGUUUAUAAAAAAGAUUUUGCACAAAGGAACCUGGAUAUUUCAAAAUUUUAUGGAUUUUGUUUAGUCUGUAUGCAUAAUUCCAGUAAUAUUGUCUAUUCUGGCAAAGACUGUCGAGAGCCUACACAAGGACUCUGUGUUGAUGAAUAUGAAGUGCUUUCUUCAAUGCCUUUUCAAAGAACCAUGGAUGAUUACUGGGCGUACUGCAAGAGUAAAAAUCUUUUUAUAACUGGGAGUACAGAACCAUCUUUUUGCUUCAGAAAAAACUUUAUAUGGACGGGACUACGUAAAUACAGGAUUUCCGAUGGUAGCAGCAACACUGAAGAUGAAUGCUAUAGUCUUGAACAAACAGAUGACUCUGACUGGGUAUACAAGAGAAGAGAUUGCAAUGAAAAUCUUCCCUUUGUUUGCAAACCAUCUUCAUUUUAUAACACUUCGAAAACGACAGCCUCGUUGCUCCCGAAUACUGAAACUGAUUUCCAGAAUACAGAUGUUGGAUCUGCCAGUGGUAAUGUUAAUAUAACUACGCGGUCCCCUAUGCUGAACUUAAGAGACAAAGAACUCAAGUCAGGUACCAUUGGAGCAAUUGUUGGUUCAGGUGUCGCAAUCAUCAUUUUAAGUUUGUCCCUUAUUUUGCUGUUUCUUCGUUUUAAGAAAACAAGCAAAUUGCGGACACCUUCAGUAAAGUUUACAAAUAAAGCAUACAAGGAAAGAGGCAAUUAUAUUGUUGAAACAAACGAUCUGAAGGAAAACUCUAUUUAUAUCAACGAGAUUUCAAAAAAUUGUUCUCAGACAACAGCCGACCAUGACGAUGUUUAUGUUGAAAAUGCUGGAGGCGAGUAUGACAUCUUACACAGUUCUCGUCAGAAAAAGUCCUCUGAUGACAACCCUCAGUAUGACAGCAUGAUAGGAUGGGAUAAUGCCUACUCCUCUACAUCACAGCAGGAUAAUACAAACCAUGGGAAUAGGGAUGAAAGUGAUUACAACACUAUGGAUGGCACUCAGGAUAGGAGUUGCUCAAUUGAAAACUCUGACUAUGACACUUGUAAUCGUUAUGUGACUUCUGAUGGGAAUCUGUAUUAAAAAAU
Saccostrea cuccullata (small rock oyster) is the source of this 1665-nucleotide messenger RNA. RefSeq lists its product as uncharacterized. The transcript has 10 exons. Lineage: Eukaryota; Metazoa; Mollusca; Bivalvia; Ostreida; Ostreidae. The coding region runs from base 5 to 1660 and encodes 551 amino acids. The record is from RefSeq and is a predicted model, not a curated record.